AAAAUAAUUGCAUCACCUUCCUCACCAAUGUCUAUUGCAAUAAGCGAAGAUAGAACGAAUAAAGAUGAAAUGAGUAGUGAUGAUGAAUCAGAGUUCGUAUUAGAUUAUAGAUUGUAUAUAAAAACAUCAGAUAGGGUUUCAUUACCUGCCAAGUGGUUUAAAGAAUCUGUAUCUACCAUUGAUGAACUUCUUUUAUCUAUUUAUUUAAUAACAAAAGAUACUAUAAUUAUGCCAAAUAAUUAUUGUGUAAUAUUUAAAAAUCAGAGGAAGACAAGUGCUGGUACUCAGUUAGCCAAUGCACAAGAUUUUAUCAAAUUUAAAUCUGAAUGUACAAAGUUAACUACAAAAAACAAUAGUAUCAAAAUUUAUGUUACAGUUAUACCCAAUAAACGAAAAAGAGAAAUAUCAGAUCUUGAUUCAGAUGAAGAUGAUAAUGCUG
Racocetra persica is the source of this 439-nucleotide messenger RNA. Lineage: Eukaryota; Fungi; Glomeromycota; Glomeromycetes; Diversisporales; Gigasporaceae. The record is from the annotation of a GenBank genome assembly.